AAUUCCUUCCUUCCUGCUGGGAAGCGCAUAAUCAUGAUUUCUCCAAGCAGUCUGUAUGAUCUCCAAUAGACAUCUGCAAGACAAGGAGGAGACUAUUUCAAAACGCAUCACCUUCUGCUUCCCAGAAAUGCCCCUCACCCAUCAGCUCAGCCCAUCCACCCAUGGCACCAGACCCUCUUGCUCCCCUUCCCAAAGCUGGAGAUGGUGCCAACAGUGGAGCUGCUGAGCCAAUGGAGCAGGCAGUGGUGCCCCCCAGGCCAGUGUCACUUGUCCCACUGCCACUGCACACUGCUGUUUUUGUCUGUCUGUCCCAGCAUGGAUCCCUUGUCCAUGUGCUUGUCAUUAAUUCCAUCACCGCAAACAUCAUCCUGAGAUAUUGGGCUGCCUCGAGAAAUCAAUCUCUAAUUGCUAAUCCUUUGUAGAGCAAACAGCCCAAAAGGAAAGAGAGGAGAGGAAAGGAGGCAAACAAUUUCUUUUGCCUAUUGGCUUGUGCAGAGCACCCCCACAGCCCCACACCAUGUCCCUCCUGCAGAGGAACGAGUCAGGAAUUCCAUACACAAACUGCCACCACUGAACUGUCCCUACAGGUCGGCCAAGGACCGCGGCUUGCUGAGCAGCUGCUUGUUUACCUGCCACCCAUUCCCAUGGCGUGGGAGUGCAGCCACAUUCCUGCGAGCCCCAACUGCUCCCCGCCUCUCCGACCCAUCCGCGUGCCACCAGGGAAGCGCAGAGCUGAUGUUUGACAAGAAAUGCUGCCAAGGAUGCUCAGCGCCACGCUGAGCUUGCUAAACCAGCCAGCUCAGCAACAGGGUGUAAACCAUGGUGGGGAUGGGGCUGCGGGUGGAUGGAUUCGACCUUACACCAUCACGGGGUCUGACCUGCUUUUGGGGCUGAGCUCUGGGGGUGCACAGAGGGGCUGUCCCAAUGGGAAACUCAGCCAAGAGGCUCAGCUCGGUGCAUCCAGUCCCCCUCCCUACCCAAAUGCAAAUGCAUCUCUUGUGUUCUGCACGUUUGUGGCUUCAGCAGAGAGGGAGAAGGCUGCUCCUGCCCAGCUGUGGUGGGAAGCACAUGGCAGCCAGCAUUUCUCCGGAGGAUGCUGUACUUCAAAGGCUCAGGGACGUGUCUCCGUUGCCUGGGGCUGCACCAGCCCACGGCUGGGUGGAAGAUGCUGUGUCAGCAGCUGGAGUGGGGAGACAAGCCAUGCUGAGCAAGGGAUGCCAACUGGGGUCAGCCCCACAGCCCCCACCCAACCUUUGCUCCCCAGAGCAUCCCCUACUACACAGUGCCCCAGGAACCCACCCAGGACCGCAGCAUUUCUCUCACCCCUCACCUGCAAGCACCCAUACGUGUCAUUUGGAGAACAUUGCCUCUCCUUUGCCAAGUGUUUUGGGCUUGCUGCAUGGCCUACUUGCAUGCCCUGUGCUGUGCAUUGCACACCAUCCCAGGCCCAAAUUCAGCCCCUUGUCUGAGCUGCACCACCAAGAAGUGCCCCCCUGUAGAGGCAGCAUCCCCUUGAAUGAACCUAACAAAUGUGUCAGAGUUUAACAGGAUGCUGAUGUCACUUCAAUUUUUUUCUUUUUUCUUUUUCUUUUUUUGUUAGUUUUUUGUCUGUUUUUUGCUCUUCCCCUCUGUAGGAGCCACACAUUAUGUAAAAAGAAAAAAUUCCCACCUUAAUGGUGGCUGAAUUAUUUAAAUGGGUCUGUUUGCUAAUGUGAUUGACUUCAACCAACAGCACAGGUUGAGCUGUAAUUAUGGGAAAACAAUCAAAUCUCUAUCUUGGGUUCAAACCAUACUGGUCCUGCCACUUUUUUCUAUUACAGCAGAACCUGUUCAGCAGCUUCAGCUGAGCUGUGCCUCCUUUCUGCUGCUGGGGCAAAGAAACGCAAACCAGUAGAGCAGGUCAGACUGCAAAGAAAAAUUAUGGCUUAUUGUCCGUGCAAGUUCACCCACACUGCUCACUUCUGUCUCCCGUGUCCCAGAUGACUGCGCUCAGAUCACAGCUUAACUGAGCCUGAGGAGCCCAAGGAGAAACGCAGACCCCCAUGUGCGAGGAGGCAGCAGGGCAGCCAGGGCGAUGGCAGCUGGGCAGUCGAGCGGCUAAAAUCUGAAUAAUCUGAAAGAAAAGGACAUCCUUGCGUGUAACCCAGGAGCACGGCACAGCCCUGAACAUGACCACAGAGAGCUUUGCAGAAUUCUUGAACAAGCUCAAGGAAAUCCAUGAAAAAGAAGUCCAAGGUCUGCAAACAAAGCUAACGGAGCUGACGACGGAGAAGUGCCGCGAUGCCCAGAGAAUUGAAGAGUUGUUUGCUAAAAACCACCAACUAAGGGAACAACAGAAGGUCCUCAAAGAAAAUGUAAAAGUGCUGGAAAACAGGCUGCGAGCAGGCCUCUGUGACAGAUGCAUGGUCACCCAGGAGCUGGCAAAAAAGAAGCAGAAUGAAUACGAAAAUUCCCAUUUCCAGAGUCUCCAGCACAUCUUCAUUCUCACCAACGAGAUGAGCCGCCUGAAGGAGGAGAACAAAAUUCUCAAGGAAGAACUGAAGAGGCUCCAGAGCCCAGAGGACAGGAUCAAGUACCCAGGAGCCAUCUCCAGGGAGCACAGCUCCACUCCCAGCUCCCCACUGCCAUUACUGUCCCCCACUAGCAGGAACACCAGCGCCGAGAGAGUGGCUCUUGGAGCAGCAGAAGACUCCCAGCACGGUGUGCCAGGCCUCGAGCUGGGGGAAGAGAAGACCACAGGACAGAGAAGCUCUCCUAGCAGCAGGGUUUCCCCAAGCACUAUCCUCCAAGAAGCCAGCCUGGCAGAAAUGGCAUCCCAGAGGAUUGCCAACCAGCUGCACGGCACCAUCGCCUUGGUGAGGCACAGCCUGGAGAAAAGUCCCUCGAGGGCUGCAGUGUCCCCACCGGCCAGGAAGACCCCUCUGCCACCGGAGCAGGAACGCAGCCCCAGUCUGGAGCCUUACUUAACAACAACCAAGCCAAUCUCCCCCAAGACUGCUUCAUCCUACGAAAGCCUAAAGCUGACUGCCCGCAAAGAGCAGCUCUGCCUCCUCAACAAGCACCUCGCCCUGCACCAGCUGGGGCUGGCAAGUGGUUGCGUUCCAUCCGAUGGGGACAGCAGCUUCCACAGCCGUUUGCUCAGGGCCACAGAAGAUGGUGGCAGGACAAGGCCACGUGAUGACUGGGAUGACAGAGCUGCCCUGCUGAAGCUCCCUGCAGCUGUGGUGUAUGUGAGGGACCAGCACCUGGAGGGGAAGCUGCACCUCCUCAAGCACCGUGAACGGCUGCAACAUCUGGAGCAGCAGCAAAGCCAUCGGGCCAGGGUGGAUGGGGAGCCCAAAGCUGUGCCCAAGGAGCGGCCACUGUCCCCGUGCCUGAGCAUCGCAGUGGGAUGCAAGGAGGAGAGGAUGGAGGAUGCUGCAGAUGGGAAAGUGGAGAGGGUGCUCUGGUUGAGCCGGGAUGGCUCUGAGCACCGAGGAAAGGUGGAAGCAUUGAGGGACUAUGGUACGGAUGCCCCACUGGACCUGUCAGACACUGGGCGUGGGAGGGGAAUGGGAUGGAUCAAGCACCAGGAGGCCACCAGUCCACGUCCAAGCUCAGGGGACAGCCCUAUGCGUGGCUCCUGCAGAAGACAUGGGGUGGAGAGGGACAGCUCACAGCCCCACAGCCGCUGGCAUGAUGCUGCCCAGACACAGGUCACAGGGAAGCCUGGUGCCAUCAAGGAGGAGGAGGAGGAGGAGGAAGAGGAGGCAGCUAUGCUGGCUCUCUCCCGGGUGCAUCCUAUAAACAAGUCACCACCAAGCAACACAGAGACUCCUCCAGAGCCAAGGGUGAGACUGGUAGCCAGUGCACAGGAGGAAGAACCAGGUAAAGAGCCUCGGGCAAGCCUGACAUCUGAGAAAGCAAAUGCCAAAGAUGAUGAUGAUGAUGAUGAGUCCACAAAGCAGGAAUCCGAUGAGGCAGAUACAACAGACAGCGAGGUGGCUUCUCCCUAUGAACAUGAUGUCAUGCAAGAAACCCAGUCAGAAGGGAAAUAUUUUUGCACCAAAGACAGAGCUCAUGCACUGCAGAAGAAGAGGAGAAGAGGACAGGAUUCCUGGACAAAAGGCUCCAAGAAAGCAAUGAGAGGAAGAAAGAAAGUCAAAGUGGAGCAGUGCUCACUGAGGAUGACAGAGGAAGCAGAGAGCUGCUUGGCUUCCCACCAUGACCCCUCUGAGGAGAGUUAACUGGGUGGUGCAGAGACGCAUAGACACUGCAGCUGAAGGAGAAGAGCUCAGAUCCAGUAUUCCACCAACACCAAGAGAGCAACGGCUGUCCACAAGGACCCAUAAGAACUACUUCAGGAGCAGAGCACCCUCAAACCCUCCCUGGGUGCUCCUGGGAGAGGCUCAAGCAUGGACCUUCACCUUGGUGCCAGGAAAAGGGACCAUGCUCUUUCUCAGGAUUUGGUGCUGGGAGGAGGGACCCCAACCUCACUCCCUGUGGCCCAGAACCCAGUGCCCACCUGAGCCCUUCAGGUCCCUUUGUCCCUAUGCAUCAAUUCAAUCCUGACCUAGAUUUCAUACAGGUGUGGAUCUUGUUUGAGCUGCAAAGCCCAUGGAUGUCCUUUCGAGCACAUGGGCCAAGCAGGUGGGACAGAUUCCCAGUGAGGGAAGGGCCAAGAGCAUGAGAAAGGACAGCAUGCCUGACGUGUCCGGUGUCUCCAGCAGAGCCAGGUGUGUGAUCCUGGCUGUGCCCCACAGCACAGCCCCAGCCCAGCAGCUCAUGCUGCCACAGUGGUACUGCAGAGAGCUUGUUUUCAUAUGGAUGAACUGUUCUCAUGCAAUUUUUCUGAAUCAUGGCCUUCAGCAUCGAGUGAUGGAGUGCUGCUGCUUGGGAUGGGACAUGAAGAGCAGGAGUGAGCAGGGCUUUUCCUUGCACAUGUGCAGCAAACAGAGCUGAAACAAAAGUGCCAGAGACAGCACGUGCCCUGUGUGGUUCCUCCCCACAGCCACUUUCUCUGCCUGGCACUGCUCUUACUUUACUGAGGGUUUGUUUGUCCCAUUCACAUGGGGGGAAGCAUGGCAAGCCAAACUCUCAGCCAGACGCACAGCUGGCACAGGCAUCAUUGUGUUUCCAUCUUCUUAGAGCAAGCCAGGUAAAAUAAAAAUAAAUAAUAAUAAAAAAUAAGUAUGCAUAUGUAUAUUAAUAGAGACAAUAACGAUAACAAUAAUAAUGGUAAAGCAAAAAGACUCGCUGCAGCCAAGCAGGGAGAGAGCAGAGCUCAGCCCCUGGGCCCGGCGCUGAGAGCAGGCAGCCGCGGGCGCGCAGUGCCGCCUGCCGGGCAGAGCCGCUCCGCACUGCGCCCCGCAACGCCUCCCCUGGGCUGCUGGGGUAAAGGGAUGGGAAGGAAAGGAGGAGAGGAGAUAUAAACCUGAAAAAGGUCCCUCUGCAAGAAGACAGCCUUAGACCAGGACAACCGAAGGAGGGAGGGAACUUUUUAUGCAACUAUAAAAUAAUCCCCUCCCUAUGAUGAUCCCUUGAUAAGCAGAAGUGCUGCCAAGAGAAACAAAUGCACCAAUUUCUUUUUUUUUUUUCUUUGCAGUGUGUUGCACAGAAUUCACCUUCUCUUAUUGCAACUUUAUUAUUAUUAUUAUUAUUUUGUGUUGCCUCUUGCCUUUUUCCAGCAGGCAUCUUCAGCCAGUGCCCCCAUACCUCCAUGCAAUAGGUAUUCCAGGAGUUUGGAAGUGACAGUUCUUUCAUAAUUAGGACAAUCCCAUCACUAUAAAAACAAACAAAUCAUGUUGUGUGGGGUUGUUUGUUUGUUUGUUUGUUUGUUUUUCUUUUCCUGAAUCAAAGCACAUUGCUGGGGGGAAAUCAUACUUCACACACCACAAUCCAUCCAGCCCUGUAAUGCUGCCCUCACCCAGCCCCUGCAUGCUGACAUCCACCACCAUUCUGCAGGGCCAUGGGUAACUGCUGGAGUCCAU
Meleagris gallopavo (turkey) is the source of this 5969-nucleotide messenger RNA. RefSeq names its product RBBP8 N-terminal like (gene RBBP8NL). NCBI's taxonomy places the organism in Eukaryota, Metazoa, Chordata, Aves, Galliformes, Phasianidae. The record is from RefSeq and is a predicted model, not a curated record.